AUGUAAAAUAAUGCACAAGAUGUCAAUCAGCCAUCAUAAAAUAACAAUUCAGAAUAUAAGGAUUAAUUUAAUGAAUUCCUUAAUAAAGCUUAGAAAUCAUAUUUUUAAGGAAGUUCAUAAGUAAUCUUUAAUAAUUAAUAUUUAAGAAAUUAGAAUAAAGUAGUAAAAUAGAGUUUGAUAUAAAAAAAAAAGAUCAACAUUGUACUGCUAUUGCAUUUCAUCCUUAAAAAAAUUAUUUUGUAGCAGCAGUAGGAUUAAAAUUAUAUUUCUAUCAUAUAUUAUAUGGUUAAAGUUCUGAUUAUACAGAAGAAAUGUCAAUGAAUUUAGAUUUACCAAAAUUGACUAAUAAUUCGAAAUUAUUAAUUGAAUAAGAGGAAAUGGUUGGUUAAAAUAAAAUUUCUACAAAAAUUUCUACAAUUUAAUUUACCCCUUCUCAUUAAGAUCAACAUUAUUUAUUAGUUGGUACUUAAAAUGGAUGUUUAAUUAUUAUAAUUUAUAAUUAUAAUCGUUUAAAAAGAAUACAAUAUGAAGAGAAAUUGAAAGAUUUAGAAACAAAUCCUGAUUUAAAUAGAGAAACGUUGAGAUAAAAAGUUUUGGAAGAUAUUAAUAAAAUUUAAAUUCAAGCAGAAAAUCUUUAGGGUCUUGGAGCAAAAGUUUAACUUAAAAAAUUACAUAAAAAAUAAAUAAGUUGUAUUCAAUCUUAUACAAUUAAAAAUAAUUUAGUCGAAGUAUUAAUAAGUAGCUAUGAUCACACAAUUUCUUGUUUUCCAAAUUAAAACAUUGUAGAGGAAGAAGAUUUAAAAGAUUUGUAUAUUUUAUAAGAUCCUAAAGAAGCAGUUUUUUGGAUUUCUGUUUCUGAAAUAGAUCCUAAUGAAAAAGGUUAUUAGACAUAAAACUUGGUAUCAUCAGGAUUUGAUAAUUUCAUUUAUGUUUGGUUAAGGAAAGCAGAUGAUAAGUGGCAUUUUAGAUCAAAAUAUAAGAGAAAUGAAUUAGGUUCAAGAAUUAGCUAUUUUGGAUCUUAAUUUGUUGUUUAAUAGGUCUUUUAGAAAGAUUAUAUUAAUAUCUUAAUGAAUUUAGGAAAGGAAUCUUCUAAUAAAGACGUAGGAGAGAAUAUAAAUACAGAUAACGUAAGAAGAAUUUAAUUUCAUGAUGAAUACAAACCUAAUUAAGUAAUUUUUGAUAAUGACAAAUUUCCAUUAUUAUUUAACUAGAAUAAAUAUUUAAUGUUAAUCAAAUAUGGAGAAAAGAUUUAUGCUUUGAAAUGUAAAUCCAAUACUACUGGAAGAAAUCAAAAUUGGUCUGAUAUCUUUAAGAAAAAAUAUGUUGAUUAAUACUAAUUUAGUCUUAUAGAGAAGUUUAAUAUAAGAUGUAGUUUAAAGUGCACAUUAGGAGCACUAUCAGCAGAUGGAGAAUAUUUAGUCAUUUACGAUAUCUUUGAUAAAAAGUUAAAAGUAUUCAAAGUAGAAUGA
Molecule: messenger RNA, 1469 nt
Organism: Paramecium sonneborni
Lineage: Eukaryota; Ciliophora; Oligohymenophorea; Peniculida; Parameciidae
Source: the annotation of a GenBank genome assembly